AGUAAGUGCUCACAUUCACUUGCGUUGCGCACAAAGGUCGCACAAUGGCCUUUGAAUAUUUGGAAAUAGAGGAUCCCGUGUACAAAGCUACCUGGCAGGAACGAGCCGAAGACGACUAUGUUCUAGUUAAACCAACGGAUUACAGUAUGAUUCCAGUUACCUGGCCGGAUUGGAAACCGGAGCAGUGCUGCCUGAACAAGAGGUUUAAAGCCCUGGCAGAUCGAAUCAAAAAUAUGGACGUUCGGUUGGAUGACGUUUGGUUGAUAACGUAUCCCAAGAGUGGUACAACCUGGUGCCAGGAAAUGAUUUGGCUUAUCUGCAACAAUCUGGAUUACGAGAAGGCAAACAACGUACAGCUAACUGACAGAUUUCCCUUUAUGGAAAUAAAUGGGCUUCGCGAGCUGCCUCCCGGCAUGGACCGUUUUCAGGCUACUCUUUCGAUGGAAUCGCCUAGGUUUAUUAAAACUCACCUACCAGUCGCAUUCCUGCCGGAUCAAAUUUGGACUGUAAAGCCGAGGCUGGUUCACGUUCGAAGAAAUCCGAAAGCGGUUGCCGUUUCGUAUUAUCACCAUUCCGUUUCACUGCACGGUUAUAAGGGUACGAUGGAUCAGUUUGUUCGAUCCAUGCUCAACGAACUGCAGUACUAUUCGCCCUAUCAUCGGCACGUGUUGGAGUACUGCAACCUGGAGUACGAGGAUGAUAUGUUGCAUUUAUGUUACGAGGAUAUGAAACGGGAUCUAAAGGGAACAUUGAAUCAAGUUUGCAAAUUUUUCAACAAAGCGUACUCCGAAGAACAGCUCGCAACGCUAGCUCAGCAUUUGUCAUUUGAGUCGAUGAAGGAUAAUAGUGCCGUCAAUGCUCGGCAGUGGGUGGAAUAUUGUUUGAAGAAAACGGACCGAGCCGAUAAAAUCAAGGACGCCAACUAUCAAUUCAUACGACGGGGAGAAUCCGAUGGUUGGAAGUCUGAGCUGAGCGGGGAACUGGCGCAGGAAAUAGACGAGUGGACGAGACGGAUGGUGACCGAACCGGAGCAGCGGGAGCUAUUCCGUUGUGAUUAGUUUUUAACGACGAUGAUUGUAUUAUACUAUUUGUACAAGAGUUUGUUAUUUGUUGGUUAGGGGGUUGCUAUAAAUAUAACACGAUUGUUAAGUUUUA
Molecule: messenger RNA, 1155 nt
Organism: Topomyia yanbarensis
Lineage: Eukaryota; Metazoa; Arthropoda; Insecta; Diptera; Culicidae
Product: luciferin sulfotransferase-like
Exons: 4
Coding region: 45-1058 (337 amino acids)
Biological process (GO): sulfation
Cellular component (GO): cytoplasm
Molecular function (GO): sulfotransferase activity
Source: RefSeq, a predicted model, not a curated record